UUCCAAAACAAAAAUAACAUUUACUAUCUAUCUAAUUAUAGUUCAACGAAUUUAAAAACAAACUGUAGAAUAUAUAUAGCUCAUCUAUUAAGAAAACUAAAAAGCUGAGAGAAUAGUAAUCUUUCUUCCGUUCGAUUUUCUAAUUAUUUACUUCAUGAUUAUUUGCCUACAUGGAGACUCGUAAGAUAUAACAACUCUCUGAUGUUUAAGCUUAACUUUAAUUUCGAGGCGAUUAUGAGUUAUAUGAUUUUUUCUUCCUUGUUUUACUUGUGAGCACUAGUUCAUGGAAUUUCUUGUAAAGUAAUAUUUGAAUACUUAUCUGAAUAUUUAUUGUUAAAGAUUAUGCAUGAUGUGUUUAUUUUAUAUAACCCAUUCAAAAGUGGGUUAGCUUCCAUAUAAUUUGUGAAGAAUUUAUACAAUACGAAAAUAUUUAGUGACAAAAACUUAAAUGGCAAAUCUGUUUAUGUUCUGACGUAGACAGUACAAAUAUCGUAGUCCAUCGUAAGCAAAUCUAUACAGCGUCACAAGUCGAACCUAGCCGUUUUGCAAAAUUCCAAACCAUAUAAUGUCACUACUAGUUUCAUCUCAUCGAUCAGAUCUAAAUAUUGAUAUUCUCGAAAUGUACUUUGUGAUAUGGUUGUUGCAAAUCCAAAAUUUGGUAGCGUGGCCUUCCUGUCUUCUGAAUCUUUGAUUACUUAAAAGUCGAGUAUUUUAUUUUUCAUUCUUUAUUUUAUUUUGUCCGUAUAUUAAAGUAAUAUUAUGCCGAAAAGGUUAGAUGUACAUGAAAUAUGUAGAUCUUACUGAAUCUCUAUGAAUGGCAGAUUGUGAGAUAUUUCUAAAGUGAUUGCUUUAGAAUAUUCACAGAUAGAAGAUCGAAAAAUAUAAGAGUUUCACUAACUUUGUUAAUAAACAAAUGAAAAAGCCGCACCAGCGUAUGCAAACGCACCACUUCUCUUCCUUUCGUUCAUUUUAACAUAUCUACAGUCUACUGAAGUCUGAAACUGUGAAAAGCUUACAUUAUCAUGUUAUUUUUUUUUAAUUUCUGAGGAUGCUUAUGUGCUGUAAAUGAUUCUCCUCAUCUCAUGCAUCAUGGAAUGAUAGCAAGAAAAAUAGCUAAGGCUAAGUAGAAUAAUAAUAUUAUUGGUAAGUAAGAAUAUUAAAAUAAAAUAAACCUAACUAUUUUUUUUAAAUGAUCUUGUAGACAGACACUCUAGAAGAUAUUUGUGUUAUAUUUAAAAUCAUUCUCCAAAUCUAGAAAUAGUUUUGUCGAUAUUUAAAUCAUUUUCUAUAUAUAACAGAUGGAAUCCAAAUAUGUUAAUCAUUUAAAUGCAAAUCUAAAGAUCUAUCAUAUUUUAUUUUAUUUUAUCAUCUGGAAAUGUUGAGCCAUAUAGAGGUAGAAAAGCUGAAGCAACCAUGAAUGUGUUAGCCAUCUGCAAUUUCAGCAUGCGAUUCAUAUACGCUUAUGUUGGAGUUCCCGGGAGAGCACAUGACACGAAGGUGCUGACAUAUUGUGCUACUGAAGAAGCUUCUUUUCCUCACCCACCAGCUGGAAAGUACUACUUGGUCGACUCAGGUUAUCCAACAAGAGAUGGUUACUUAGGUCCUCAUCGCAGAACCAGAUACCAUUUGGAUCAGUUUAAUAGAGGAGGUCCACCAUCAAACACUAGGGAACUGUUUAACCGCAAGCAUUCUGGUUUGAGAUCAAUCAUUGAGAGGACUUUUGGUGUGUGGAAAGCUAAAUGGAGGAUUAUGGACAGAAAACAUCCCAAGUAUGAGCUGAAGAAAUGGAUAAAGAUUGUGACAGCCACAAUGGCCCUCCACAACUUCAUUCGGGAUUCACAGCAUGAAGAUAUCGACUUUUUGCAUUGGGAAGGAGUGGAAUCAUAUGAACAACAUGGUGAUGAACAACAUGAUGAGCAUGUUCAAUACAUACCAGCAGGUGAUAGAGUGAUGGAGAGUGUACGUGACUCUAUUACUCUAGAGAUGGCAAGAGGAACUAGACUUCCACAUUAGCAUUAAACAGGUUUGAUACCUGAUCGUAUUGCUUGGAGUGUGGGAGUUCUUGCUUGGAAUAAACGUAUUGCUUGGAGUGUGGGAGUUACUUGGAUCGCAAGCCAUCUUUUAAAUUUCAAUUUUAUAAAAUUUGAGUUUGUACUUUGUGUUUCUACUUUGAAUUGUUUAGAAGUUUAUUCAAAUUCGAGUUUUAUUAGAAGCUAUAAAUUUUAAUGCAAUUUUAAAUAAAUGAAUGAAUAUAUGAAUUUUAAAUAAAUGGAAUGAAAUUUAUAAAUUUAUAUGAAAUAAAAUUUUAUAAAUGUCAAAAUGAUAAUAUUAAAGUAAUUUUAGUGUAAAUAUAUUUUAGAUUAAAUAAUAUUAAUUAAUACAGUUAAAAUUAAUAUCAAACAUAUGAU
Molecule: messenger RNA, 2408 nt
Organism: Brassica rapa (field mustard)
Lineage: Eukaryota; Viridiplantae; Streptophyta; Magnoliopsida; Brassicales; Brassicaceae
Source: RefSeq, a predicted model, not a curated record